AUGAAAUUACAAGAGCUCCAAGAAAAAAAGAGUUUGCUAAAUGAGAGAAAAGAACUUGUGUUAAAGAAAAUUGGUCCUAUUCUAUCCAUAGAAGAAUUUUUUAUAAAGAAAUCAGUAAUAGAUUCUUUAGAAAAUAGAGAAAUUUUUCAGUUAGUAAAUGAUAUUCAUAAUUUAGAAUUAAAGUCAUUAGAACUUGAUGAAAAGUUAAAAAUUGUGGAAAUAGAAAAGGAAGUAAAAGAUAUACUUAAGUCUUUUCAAACUAGUGAUGAUAAAGUUAGUGAUAGGUCUAGUCAUUUAUCAGAUUGGUAUAAAGAGUUAGAAUGUUUAAAACCAGAUGGUGACUGUACAAUAGAUUAUAUAAAAUAUAAUAAGCCAGAAUUAAAGUUUAAUAUAUUAUAUAAAGGAAUUAGUGUGAUGAUUAGUAUACAAGAAAUUAAACAAAAUGAAAGUUCACAUUCCAACUAUAAAGUGAAGUCAGAUAUAUUUUUAGAGAAUCUAGAAGAGAAGAGUAAAGAGUUUUUAGUUGCCAUGUUACCAGUAGAUAAUUUAAUAACAUUUAUAAAGAGUGAAAUGGAGGAAGAUAUAUUACCCUAUAUAAGUUGUGAUUUAACAGUAACUGAAGAUUAA
Messenger RNA from Lottia gigantea (owl limpet), 627 nucleotides. RefSeq lists its product as hypothetical. The record is from RefSeq and is a predicted model, not a curated record. Bases 1 to 627 code for a protein of 208 amino acids. Lineage: Eukaryota; Metazoa; Mollusca; Gastropoda; Lottiidae. The transcript is spliced from 5 exons.